CACUGUCAUGACCAUUGUCCCGAUGGGAAUGCUUGCGUGAGGAUCAUUCGCAGGCACAAAAAGGAUCAGCCGGCUUGGCACGUGGCGACGAACCGAGCCGAUACAUUUACUCCGCACGACGACGACAUCUCUCAUGCCAUGCGCUGAGCGCUGACUACGCUCGACCAUCACGGCGGACAGCGUCAGCGAGCGCGACAGCUCUCGCCUCAAUCCGAGGUCCUGCACUGUCAGCGUGAAGGACAGCCGAAUAGACUCGCUCGACAGCUAGAAACACAUCAUGUCUGCUGGCUCUCCACCCAAACCGUGGGAGCGAGCUGGGGCUGGAGGCGCCUCGGCUGCAACACCGGCAACGAUGACGUCCACCGCAGCGACACCGACGGCGAGCUCGGCAUCGGCGGCGCCAGCACUACCUGCACGAUCCGAUGCAUUGAGCACUGUCGCCAACCGAACAGCGGCAAACUACUCCACCAUGAACAGGCCGUCACCGUACGGAAUGGGCACCUCGCCAUAUGGAGGUGGGAUUGGAGGUUAUGGCGGCAUGUCUUCGUAUAGCUCACCCUACAGUCGAUUUGGUGGCAUGGGAGGCAUGGGUAGUAUGUACGGAGGCAUGGGAGGAUAUGGAGGCAUGGGAGGGUACGGCGGCUAUGGAGCCAUGAACGGUGGCAUGUACGGCCAACCCGGACAGCUCGGACCUGACGGACAACCUCUCAGCUUGACGCAAGCAUACAGUAACAGCACACAAGCCACGUUCCAGAUGAUUGAGAGCAUAGUGGGCGCCUUUGGAGGAUUUGCACAGAUGCUGGAGAGCACAUAUAUGGCUACGCACUCGUCCUUCUUCGCCAUGGUCAGCGUAGCGGAGCAAUUUGGCACCCUCAAACAAACGCUUGGUUCAGUGCUUGGGAUAUUCACCAUCAUGCGUUGGAUACGAACAGCGAUUGCCAAGCUCACUGGCCGGCCACCUCCCGCAUCCUCGACAGAACUUACACCUGCCAAUUUUGCACAUUUCAAUGGGCAAUCUGGACCUGCUGGACAACCCGGGUCCAUGGCGAAACCCAGUCGAAAACCAUUCGUCUUCUUCAUCGUAGCCGUAUUUGGUCUACCCUGGCUCAUGAGCAAGUUGAUUCGAGCCCUGGCAGCUUCACAAGAAGCGCAACAACAGAUGGGCCCACUUGACGUGAAUGGUCAGCCCACACAACCCCUCGACCCGUCAAAACUAGACUUCUGUCGUGCUUUAUACGACUACACUCCACAAGCACAGCCUGGUCAAGCUUUCCAAGAGGGCAUCGACCUCGCCGUCAAGAAGGGCGACCUGGUCGCCGUUCUCAGCAAAACAGACCCCAUGGGCCAGCCUUCCGAAUGGUGGCGAUGCAGAGCCCGCGAUGGCGGAGUCGGGUACCUCCCAUCGCCUUAUUUGGAGACCAUUCAGAGGAAACCUCCGCAGGCUGCGAUCAUGGCGAAAGGCUCGCAGAGUCAGCCUGGAAGUGAGACGAAUUCGAGAGUCAACACGAUGACAUCUGCGACGGUGGCGAGUCGAGCAAAUUCGAUGAACAUUACUGAUAGAGAGAAGGCGGCAGUUCAAAAGGCGAACAAGGGCUUGCCGCCCACGGUCAAGGGGAAGCCCGGGGAUAUGGGAAUCGAGAGCUUCCAAAAAGGAGCUUUCAACUCGUGAUGAUUGCAUAUUCGGAACGGCGCAUUGUACAGGACUACGAAUCUUCUUUUGGUGGGUGGAAAUAUUGGAGCGUGGCGUGGCGUUGGGAGCGCGUAUUUGAUUACCCCAAAAAGAUUAAUGGCUCACGCGGAGUUGUGUACACCUAUCGUUCGUCAUUCGGUUGGUGAGAUUAAAAGUGAGAGUAUGUAUUAAGCCAUUUGGAGUCACCCAUAGACC
Messenger RNA from Sphaerulina musiva SO2202, 1885 nucleotides. RefSeq names its product Peroxin-13_N-domain-containing protein. Gene Ontology annotation, molecular function: protein binding. Lineage: Eukaryota; Fungi; Ascomycota; Dothideomycetes; Mycosphaerellales; Mycosphaerellaceae. Gene Ontology annotation, cellular component: peroxisomal importomer complex; peroxisome; peroxisomal membrane. The coding region runs from base 278 to 1669 and encodes 463 amino acids. The transcript has 2 exons. Gene Ontology annotation, biological process: protein import into peroxisome matrix, docking. The record is from RefSeq and is a predicted model, not a curated record.